UGUGGAUCAGGGCCCCCUUUCCAAGUCCAAUGACCAAUCUCCGCAAUCCGUUCUCUGAAAUAUAGCUUAACACCUCUUAGGCUCUUACUGUCACAUCCCGAUGCUCUCCUCAACACUCGCGAGUCGCCAGACUGGAUAUGCCCAAAAAAUCAGCCACGCGCCUGAUCCUUAUCGCAGGGCUGUUGUCUGCAGUGAUCCUCGUCGCUAAAUUUCAAUCUAAAUAUCUCGACUUGCAAACAAGUUUUCUGCCCACACACCACUUCAAGGAUGGUCCAUAUGGGCAAGCACCCAUUAAUGCUGGGGAAUCCGAGACAACUUGUGCCCCGGGCAGCGAAGCCUGGUCUCACUGCCGAGAUGGACAACCUGCAGACGAGGACGGAGGCCGUCCCGGUUUCGACGAAAAAACGUCACAAACGCACCACAUCAUAUACUCGACAUCGAAUCCCGACCGAGAAUAUUUCAGGGUGGAUUUUGGAACAAGAUCUGUGAUGAACCCUAGUAUCAUACCCCAUCCUGAAUUGAUCGACACCUGGAUCAUCUCUGCGCAACUUCAAAAGCCACCAUCGGCUCGAAUGGCAUCGGUAUGGUUUGCUGAGCUCGUAUGCAAUGCCGUGUUUUCAGAAGACAAGCGAGUUUUGCGCUGUCUAGAACCACCACUGCAAUUGCCCAUCCCAGCCACGUUUGGUGAUUCCAGCAAGUGUGUCGGCGACCUUUCCUACUUCAGUCUCAGUGUUGGGCCUCAUGAUGCGAGGGUAUUCUACGGGCCCGAAAUUCCGUACACCAUCUACGGCUCUAAUUCGUUCUUUACGUGUUUUGGACAAUGGAUCUCUGACUUUCGAAUUUUGGUGGAUUGGGGGAUAGACACGAUACAUGAACACGAGUUUCGCCAGCCUCGUGAGCUCCAGCGUCCAAUGCCAUGGAAUGCCGUUGAGAAAAAUUGGUUCAUUUUUUGGGAUGACUUUGGACAAAUGUUCAUCCACCAUGAUAUUACACCAGUGCGGGUAUUUUCGAAACUCGAGGUCGAUGGCACCAUUGGGCCAAACUUGGCUCUGGUGACCGCGAGUUCCGACCAAGCAUGUCUCAAUAAAUUCUUGCCUCAGAGCACAAGCCCAACGGAGAGGAUUCAUCAGGCGACAAAUUCGCUAGCCAUCACGCUAUGUGCACGAUCUGACCAAUCUUGCCAACCUGACGCGACCAAUACUUUUGUGCUCUUCAUCAUCCAACAAAAGAGGAUGCAAGGUCUUCACCCCGUAUACGAACCAUACGUUGUGCUUACGCGACGUUCUAUGCCAUAUGAGAUCCAUGCGGUCUCAUCAAAACCGAUUUGGAUCUUUGGUCGCAAGAUUAGAGCGGACAAGUCUGAUGCUUCGUCUUCAAAAUCGCUCUCAGAAGACUCCGAGAUGCUCUACGUCACUAGUAUCAGCUGGAAAACCCAUGGACAGAAGUAUCAUGGCUACAUUGACGAUGCACUGUUUUUGGCAUUUGGUAGGGAGGACUCAGCCGCUGGCGGUAUUGACGUCACUGGGAGCGACCUUCUGGUGGAACUGGGUAUUUGUGCAGGAAUUUAA
Penicillium brasilianum is the source of this 1568-nucleotide messenger RNA. The record is from the annotation of a GenBank genome assembly. NCBI's taxonomy places the organism in Eukaryota, Fungi, Ascomycota, Eurotiomycetes, Eurotiales, Aspergillaceae.